AUGGACCACAAACCCUCCUGCCCUCCCCCCCCACCCCCCACCUUCCCCAAGGCUCAAGGCUGCUUGGCUCUGAAGCUUUUUAAAACUUAUGUGAAUGUUAACUUACCGCUUAAUGGGAUGUCAAGAAAUAAUUUGGAGGCAUCUACUUAUAAAAUGACAGAGCCGUUCAAUUUUGAGAAAAAUGAAAGCAAGCUUCCAUCACAUGGUUCUUUAAGAAGUCCUGGAGGACAGCCCAAUCACCCAAAUUUCAGGUUGAAAAGCCCAGAGAGCAGAAAUAAAAAUAACAAUUUUUUGCUUUGUGAGCAAACCAAACAGUAUUUGGCUAGUCAGGAAGAUAAUUCAUCGUCUUCAAACCCUAACAGCAUCAAUGGAGAUGUGGUUGGAUCCAAAGGAAGCAGGAAGACAUUGCCAACGGGAAACUCAGUGUCUCCAUUAAAUGUUGGAAAUAAUUCACCACCCAAAGAAGCAAAUAGUAAACCUAGCAAUAAUGUGUCUCCUGCAAAACCAAAAAAUAUACACAAGUUGGUUGAGAAUUCCUUGUCCAUAAAUAAUCCAGCACUCUUCAAAUCCUUAGGACCGCCUCUUCGAUCAACUACUUGCCAUCGCUGUGGCCUGUUUGGGUCGCAGAGGUGUUCACAGUGCAAGCAGACAUACUAUUGCUCCAUAGCAUGCCAGAGAAGAGACUGGUCCGCACACAGCAUUGUGUGCAAGCCUGUGCAGCAAAAUUUCCACAAACUUGAAGACAAUAAAUCAACUUAUGAAGUAAAGAACAUGGAAGUGAAAAAUGAGAGUGACUGUCCAUUUGAAGUUACUAAAGAAAUAGCCAUUUGUGCUGAAAAAAUAAUGUUUUCUGAUUUGAGAAGUCUACAACUCAGGAAAACCAUGGAAAUCAAGGGUACAGUUACUGAAUUCAAAGACCCAAGUGACUUUUAUGUGCAGUUAUAUUCUGCAGAAGUUUUAGGAUACAUGAACCAACUUUCUGCUAGCCUAAAGGAGGCGUAUGCAAAUACAGUGCAUGAGGAGGAUUACAUUCCCGUUAAAGGGGAAGUUUGUGUUGCCAAGUACACUGUUGACCAGGCCAUAAAGUGCUUUGUGGCUGAUGUUAUCCCAGCAGAGGGGAAUUGGAGCAAUGAUUGUAUCAAAACUAUUAAAUCACUGUUAAUGGAGCAGUUCUGCUCUGUAAAGAUUGUCAACAUCUUGGAAGAGGAAGUCGUUUCCUUUGCUGUGGAUGUUAGGCUACUAAGUUCAGGAAAACUCUUAGAUGAUGUGCUUGUAGAAAUGAGAUAUGGCUUGAUACCUAAGGGACAAAAUUCUAAGAAGCAAAGUGCAGUUCAAAGUGAGCCUGAAGAUGUUGGGAAAAUGACAGCUGAAAACAAAAUUGUUGUAGACAGAAGAGACUUAAUCCCAAAAGUGUUAACUUUGAAUGUAGGCGAUGAGUUCUGUGGUGUGGUUUCCCACAUUCAGACUCCAGAAGACUUUUUUUGUCAAAAACUACAAAGUGGACAUAAGCUCGCUGAAUUGCAGGCAUCCCUUAAUGAGUACUGUGGUCAAGUGUCUCCACGCUCAGAUUUUUACCCAACCAUUGGUGACAUCUGCUGUGCUCAGUUCUCGGAGGAUGACCAGUGGUACCGUGCCUCCGUCUUGGCUUACGCCUCUGAAGACUCUGUGCUCGUCGGAUAUGUAGAUUACGGAAACUUUGAAAUUCUGAAUUUGAAAAGACUGUGCCCCAUAACUCUGAAGUUGUUGGAAUUGCCAAUGCAAGCAAUAAAGUGUGUGCUGGCAGGAGUAAAGCCAUCUUUAGGAAUUUGGACUCCCGAAGCUAUUUGUCUAAUGAAAAAAACUGUGCAGAACACAAUGAUCACGGUGAAAGUGGUGGACAAGUUGGAGAACAGUUCCGUGGUGGAGCUUUUAGAUAAAUCCAUGACACCUCACAUCAGUGUUACUGAAGUCCUCACAGAUGCAGGCUUUACUGCCCGGGAGAAGGGGAUAGUGAUAGAGAAGCUCAGUGACAUGAAAGAAGCCAGUGCUCCCUUGGGUGUAGAAGCAAAACUAAAUCCAUUGGCAUGGACAUGGGUUGCCCUUACUGUUGACCAAACAGUAGAUAUUGUGGUCUGUUUGAUACAUAAUCCUGGAGAAUUUUACUGUCAUGUGUUUAAAGAGGAGGCUAUAAAGAAACUCAAUGAUUUGAACAAAUCACUAGCAGAACUUUGCCAGCAGAAGUUGCCUAAUGACUUUAAGGCAGAAAUAGGGCAACCUUGUUGUGCUUUUUUCUCAGGUGAUGGCCAUUGGUAUCGUGCUUUAGUCAAGGAAAUUGUACCAAAUGGAAACAUUAAAGUACAUUUUGUGGAUUAUGGAAACAUUGAAGAAGUUACUGCAGAUCAACUCCAGAUGAUCCCCUCUGAAUUUUUAACCCUGCCAUUUCAAGGGAUAAGGUGUUGGUUAGUAGAUGUACAGCCUAGAAACAAACACUGGAGUAAGGAAGCCAUAGCAAAAUUUCAGAUGUGCGUUGCAGGGAUAAAACUCCAAGCCCGAGUGGUUGAAAUCUCUGAAAAUGGAGUGGGACUUGAGCUCACCGAUCUCUCCACUUGUUAUCCCAGAAUAAUUAGUGAUAUUCUCAUUGACGAGCAACUGGUUGCAAAAGCCAGUUCACCACAAAAAGACUGUACAGCACACAGGCCUGUCAAUAAACGUGACCUUCAGAUUGAAACCCCAGGGCAGCAAGCUGUCUCUUUAGCUCAGCAGUGGAGGACAAUAGAACUGCCAGUUGAUAAAACUGUACAAGCCAGCAUAUUAGAAAUCAUUAACCCAAACUUAUUUUAUGCUCUGCCAAAUGACAUGCCAGGAGAUCCAGAAAAACUGUAUAUAUUGACAACUGAAUUGUUAGUAUAUUGCACUGCUCAGAUGAGGCCAUCAUCCUAUAUACCAAGAGCUGGAGAUGCGUGCUGUGCCCAAUACACAAGUGAUGAUCUCUGGUACCGUGCUGUUGUUCUGGGGACGUCGGAGGCCGAGGUGAGGGUGAUCUAUGCGGACUACGGAAACGUGGAAACGCUGCCUCUCUGCAGAGUGCUGCCCAUCUCCGCCAGCCACUUGGAGCUUCCUUUCCAAAUUAUCAGGUGUUCGUUCGAAGAAAAGGUGAACAGGACGAGUUGCUGCUGCUCAGAAUUACAGAAACAAGUUGAAAAACAUGAACAGAUUCUUCUCUUCCUCUUAAACAAUCCAACCAAUCAAAAUAAAUUUAUUGAAAUGAAAAAGUUGUUAAGAAGUUAAGUAAGUAAAACUUGCUGUUUUUGCCACCUCUGUAACCAGCAGCCGGAGGCCUGCAGUCCUGUUCUCAGGGCAGAGCUGCUGGAGUGAAAGCUCACUGCGAGGCUGUACUUAUUUUGUGAGCUAACGAUCCGAGGCCUGGCUGUAAUGUUUUGGCUGUUUUCCUAAGUUUUAUUGGGUAAUCUUCCUUUGACACUGCCAGUGGAACUGAGCCCAGGGGUAUGUGUUCAGGUUGCAGCAAACUUUCCAAUUGUUGUUUGAUUUUGGGGAGUGUUCGUAUUGAUAUGUGGAGGGACUCAUAAUAAUUGCUGUGAUGUAAAGCAUAGCCCGAAAUACUUUGUGUCUAGAUGUGAGAUCAACUCUCACUUGUGUGCAUUGUUAUAACAGUGUUCAGCUUUU
Messenger RNA from Pipistrellus kuhlii (Kuhl's pipistrelle), 3663 nucleotides. It is a transcript of the gene TDRD1, whose product is annotated as tudor domain containing 1. Lineage: Eukaryota; Metazoa; Chordata; Mammalia; Chiroptera; Vespertilionidae. Bases 1 to 3267 code for a protein of 1088 amino acids. The transcript is spliced from 23 exons. The record is from RefSeq and is a predicted model, not a curated record.